UUUUUCCCCUUUAGCUAUAUACUCCCUUUGUAUAUACCUCUCGGGGUCUCUGUCUUUUCUACUACAACUCAAUCAACCCAUCCAGAUCUAUGAACUAAUAAUUACUCUCCCUUACGAUUUUUAAAUAUUUCCCUUUUAAUUUUAGAAGUUCUUUUUUCGGGUACUUACCUUAACAUUUUCUUCAUAGCUAGAUUCAAAUUUCAGGUACAGGUUAGGAAGCAAGAGUUGUCGUACGAUAAUUGGGCAAAUGGGAAAAGAAAUCGAUCUCAAAGGUUCAAUUUCAACAGCUUCAACUUCAACAGCUUCAGCUUCAAUGGUUAAGAAAAUAGAAUCUGGUUCAACUUCAACAGCUUCAGGUUCAACUUCAACACCUUCAAAUCUGACGAGUAAUAUCAUCAUGGAACAUCAUUCUAUUUCGUCGCCACCACGUUUUGAUGGCAAAAAUUUCACUGAGUGGAAGGAGCGUAUGAGAACAUUCAUACAAUCUGUUGAUUUCAAGCUUUGGCUUGUGAUAAAAAAUGGACCAAAAGUUCCAACAAAGCUAGUAGACAAUGAAGAAGUGGAGAAAAGUGAAGAUGAAUAUGAUGAAGAAGACAUGAAGAAUUCGGAACUAGAGGCCAAAGCAAGACAUAUUUUAUAUUGUACCUUGAAUGCAGAUGCCCCUAAAAUAUUUUCAGAGGGCCACAAAACAGCCAAACAAAUUUGGGACGAGCUUGACAGGGAAAUGACAGGGGCCAACUCUCCCUCACCACAACUCAUCAGCCACCGUCCAAGCGUUCCAUUGAAUUAUCCAGAUCUCUACUUUUUAGAUGAAACAAGGGAAUCGAUGGACAAAUUUCUGAAGUUUUGCGUGCCCCUUCACAAGUGUGCUCUAAGAGGCAAUUGGCGAGAAGCCAAAUGCAUAUUAGAUGAAGAUCAUAGACUAAAGCACGCGGCAAUAACAAGAGAGUGGAGUACAUUGCUGCAUAUUGCUGCAGGUGCAAACCAAUUUGUCUUUGUGGAGAAACUGCUGCAAGAACUCAAUGAUGAACACAUUGUAUUGCAAGAUAGCAAGGGCCAGACUGCCUUCUGCUUGGCUGUUGCAUCUGGGAACAUGCCUAUUGUUCGUUUGUUGAACCAUAUAAAUCCACGCUUGCUAAUGAUCAGGGAUAGAAAUGAAAAUACCCCUAUUCAGUUUGCUUUGAUGCAAGGAAAAUCCAAUGUGGCACAGUUUCUAUACUACAACAUGAUGGAUAUAGUAGAAUUCGAUGAUCAGGACAAGAAGUCGUUGUUCUUCACUGCUAUCAAGGCUGGCAACUACCACAUGGCCGCAAGGAUGGCAGAAGAUUGGGAAGAGAUAGCUUUUGCACGUGAUGAGAAUAAUGAAACAGCUUUACAUGUCUUGGCUUUAAAUGACAAGAUGAACCACGGGAAGAAACAAAGUAUGUUUUUCCAAUUGGUUAAAUUUCUUUGGAACCGUAUCCUUGGCCAGCAAAACUUCUCGGGGGCAAUUAGAAUCAUAAGUGAACCUUCUAAACUAUUAUUCAAUGCUGCAAAAGUUGGUAAUUUUGGAUUCUUGUCAGAGCUUAUUAGUUCUCACCCUAGCUUGAUAUGGGAAGUGGAUGACAAAAGGCAAAGUAUAAUUCACACAGCGGUUUCGCAUCGCCACUCCUCCAUCUUCAAUCUGAUACAUGAAAUAGGGUCGGCAAAGGAUGUUAUAUUAUCAUAUAUUGUGCAAGAAAACAACACUAUAUUGCAUUUGGCAGCAAAAUUAGCCCCACCAGGUCGACUUGGAUUAGUUUCUGGAGCACCAUUCCAAAUGUGCCUCGAGUUAAUAUGGUUUGAGGAGGUGAAGAAGAUAAUGCCACCAUCCUUUAUAAUGUUUAAAAAUUCUGAUGGCCUAACUGCUCAAGAAUUAUUCACAAUGGAGCAUGAGGGAUUGCGGAAAGAAGGAGAGGAAUGGAUGAAACGCACUGCUGAGUUUUGUAUGCUUAUUUCAACUGUUAUUGCCACAGCAGUGUUCUCUGCAGCAGUUAACAUACCAGGCGGUAUUGAUGAGCAAACAAAGAAACCAAAUUACUUGGACAAAACAUCAUUCCUGGUAUUUGCAAUUUCUGAUGCUGCUGCAUUUGUCUCAUCUGCAAUCGCGAUAUUAAUAUUCUUGUCAAUUAUUGUCUCACCUUAUGCGGAGUAUGACUUUUACAAGUCACUGCCCUUGAAGUUAAUAUGUGGACUUGUAACUCUAUUCAUCUCCAUAGCAUGCAUGAUGGUAGCAUUUGACAGUGCCUUCUUCAUCACGUACAAUUAUGGUUCCAAGGUGGUUCCUAAUUUAAUUGCAGUACUUGCGUGUGUACCAAUGCUUCUAUUUAUAGCUUUGCAAUUUCCAUUAUGGUCAGAUAUCAUCUACGCGGCCUUCUAUUGUAGGACUAUGUUUAAGUCAAGUAAACGUAUGAUUCACUUACUAGACUAGCAAAAGGCAUUGUAACAAGAUCAUAUUUUGAUUUGUUGAAGUUGUAAUAUAUUAUUUCGACUUAAACACUAAUAUUGAAUGUCUAAUAUGAUCAUGUACAACUCUCCAGGAAACAAUGUGGUAUUAAACCUUAAUGUAGAAAUGAGAGACAAUGUGUUGUUUGGGAUAA
Glycine soja is the source of this 2618-nucleotide messenger RNA. RefSeq lists its product as uncharacterized. The record is from RefSeq and is a predicted model, not a curated record. Bases 248 to 2449 code for a protein of 733 amino acids. Gene Ontology annotation, molecular function: protein binding. Lineage: Eukaryota; Viridiplantae; Streptophyta; Magnoliopsida; Fabales; Fabaceae. The transcript has 8 exons.